Molecule: messenger RNA, 856 nt
Organism: Euleptes europaea (tarantolino)
Lineage: Eukaryota; Metazoa; Chordata; Lepidosauria; Squamata; Sphaerodactylidae
Gene: OSR1
Product: odd-skipped related transcription factor 1
Exons: 2
Coding region: 17-799 (260 amino acids)
Biological process (GO): regulation of transcription by RNA polymerase II; urogenital system development; embryo development
Cellular component (GO): nucleus
Molecular function (GO): DNA-binding transcription factor activity, RNA polymerase II-specific; RNA polymerase II transcription regulatory region sequence-specific DNA binding
Source: RefSeq, a predicted model, not a curated record
AAGCUUCUUCACUACCAUGGGUAGUAAGACUCUGCCAGCUCCGGUGCCCAUCCAUCCUUCCCUGCAGCUCACCAACUACUCCUUUCUGCAAGCUUUCAAUGGCCUGCCAACAGUGCCUUCAGACCACCUCCCAAACCUCUAUGGCUUCAGUGCCUUGCACGCUGUUCACCUGCACCAAUGGACCCUGGGCUACCCGGCCAUGCAUUUGCCCCGUUCCUCUUUCUCCAAAGUGCCUGGCAUGGCCAGCCUGGUGGACGCCAGGUUUCAGUUGCCUGCCUUCCCUCUGUUCCCGCACAUCAUCCACCCCAAGCAAGAAGCCACCGGCGUGCCUCUCAAAGCCAAGCCCAGAUUUGAUUUUGCGAAUCUCGCCGUGGCGGCCACCCAAGAGGACCAUUCGAAACUCGGACAAAUCGAGAGCCAAGGCUCCUCGCCGGGCCUAGGCUCGUUGCUCGAGGUGACCAAGCUUUCCCCCGAGAAGAAACCCACCCGUGGGAGGUUACCUUCCAAAACCAAGAAGGAAUUUGUGUGCAAAUUCUGCGGCAGACACUUCACCAAGUCGUAUAACCUUUUGAUUCACGAAAGAACCCACACGGAUGAAAGGCCGUACACCUGCGACAUUUGCCACAAGGCCUUCAGAAGACAAGAUCACUUGAGAGAUCACAGAUAUAUCCACUCUAAAGAAAAGCCAUUUAAGUGUCAAGAAUGUGGGAAAGGAUUUUGCCAGUCCAGGACUCUCGCUGUUCACAAGACUCUGCACACACAAGUAAAGGAGCUUAAACCUUCCAAAAUUAAGUGCUGAAGCUCCCAGUCCCCGAGAACUUCAUUCCCCUUUCUGACUUUUCAGGUCAAAUUCAUA